CCGGUCGCCUGCUGCCUGAGGCUUCCGAGCUACUCCCGAGCCUUUGGGGAACAAUGGUGACAAUGGCGGACCUCCAUGCCCUUUGCGGAGUUUCUGGGCUCCCUGGCCAGGCUUCCAUGGUUCCACAGUUAGGGCCUCCUGGGAUCAGCAAAGUAUGCCCGUGGAACUCGAGCGAUGCUGCUGCCAAGUCUUUGAUUCAUCAGAAAUUAAGUCUCCCGACCACAUGUGCCCUGGCAGAAGUUGAGGGACAGGAAGAUGCCACCCAAGCGCAUAGCUAAGAGAAGGUCACCCCCAGAAGAUGCCAUUCCCAAAAGCAAGAAAGUUAAAGACCCUCGUAACCGCGGUCCUGCUACCCGCUCCUGCCAAGUCUCACACAGGUCUCACAAAACAGAACCAGGCUUGGUGCUGACACUGGGCCAGGGCGACGUGGGCCAGCUGGGGCUGGGUGAGAGUGUGCUGGAGAGGAAGAAGCCGGCCUUGGUGCCCCUUCUGCAAGAUGUUGUGCAGGCUGAGGCUGGGGGCAUGCAUACCGUGUGUCUGAACCAAAGUGGCCAGGUCUACUCCUUUGGCUGCAAUGAUGAGGGUGCCCUGGGAAGGGACACAUCAGUCGAGGGCUCAGAGAUGGUCCCUGGCAAAGUGGAACUGCAAGAGAAGGUGGUACAAGUGUCAGCAGGGGACAGUCACACAGCAGCUCUUACUGAAGAUGGCCGUGUCUUCCUCUGGGGCUCUUUCCGGGAUAAUAACGGUGUGAUCGGGUUGUUGGAGCCCAUGAAGAAGAGCAUGGUUCCUGUUCAAGUGCAGCUGGACAUGCCUGUGGUAAAGGUAGCCUCAGGGAAUGACCAUUUGGUGAUGCUGACGACUGACGGAGACCUCUACACCUUGGGGUGUGGAGAGCAGGGUCAGCUGGGCCGUGUGCCUGAGUUAUUUGCCAACCGAGGUGGCCGUCAGGGCCUUGAGCGACUCCUGGUCCCCAAGUGUGUGCUGCUGAAAUCCCGGGGAAGUCGGGGCCGUGUGCGGUUCCAAGAUGCCUUCUGUGGGGCCUAUCUCACUUUUGCCAUCUCCCGUGAGGGCCAUGUAUAUGGCUUUGGCCUCUCGAACUAUCACCAGCUUGGAACUCCGGGCACUGCAUCUUGCUUCAUUCCUCAGAACUUAACAUCCUUCAAGAAUUCCACCAAGUCCUGGGUGGGCUUCUCUGGUGGCCAGCACCAUACAAUCUGCAUGGAUUCAGAAGGAAAAGCAUACAGCCUGGGCAGGGCUGAAUAUGGGCGGCUGGGCCUUGGGGAGGGUGCUGAGGAGAAGAGCAUACCCACCCUCAUUUCCCGACUGCCCGUCGUCUCCUCUGUGGCCUGUGGGGCUUCUGUGGGAUAUGCUGUGUCCAAGGAUGGUCGUGUUUUUGCCUGGGGCAUGGGCACCAACUACCAGCUGGGCACAGGGCAGGAUGAAGAUGCCUGGAGCCCUGUGGAAAUGACCGGCAAACAGCUGGAGAACCGAGUGGUCUUAACUGUAUCCAGCGGGGGCCAGCACACAGUCUUACUGGUUAAGGACAAGGAACAGAGCUGAUGAAGUCUUUGUGGGCCUGGCUUCUGGCCCCCAACCCACCUUCACAGAACAGGAAAACAGCCAGAUGCAAAUUCCAGAAGGCCCCUCCCCAGCCCUGAACAGCUGUCAUCUCCUGUCUUACCCAUCACCACCACAGAAUCCUUUCCUUCUGUUUCGUCCUCUUUUCUAGAAUCAUCCUGAGAAGUACAGGAUGAGGGAGGAUGGGAAGGGGGUCUCAGAAGGAGUUUGCUUACUUACGUCCUUACACCGUUCCCUAUAUUACCCUACUUCCUGUGGUCCUAGCAGGCCCUGGCUCAUUGCCUACAAAACCCAAAGCUUGGGGUUUGGGUGCCCAUACUCUGAAAAGUUGGGAACUCCGUUCACACCCCCAUUCCUAUGUGCCACUUUUUCUGUUCCUAACAUCAGUUUAAAAGGAGACGGAUGGUACAGUCAUCAGAUCCAGUUGUCAUGGACCUAUGCCUAGAGAGAUCUGGACAAAGGCUUCACAAGGCUGGGGUGACCCUAAGCCAAAUAUUUGGCUCUAAACAGGUGUCCAUGGGCAAAAACAGCGAUCCACUUGAAAGAAAUCCAACUAGCUGUUCUCCCAAAAGCACAAAGCACCCCACUGUCUCUUGGGCAUUGCCUAUGCAUUCCCCAUCUAGUCAGCCUUUGUGCCAAAAAGGACUGGAAAGCCAUGCUGGGCUCUGCUGGGCAGUCAAGGCAGGGUACUGGGGAAGCGUGGAGGGGAACACUUGGAGGGACGGAGGCUGGUCCUAAGAAAAGGAAGAACAGUGGUUGAGACAGUAGUUUUGUUUUUGUUUUUUUAAUUAUAAAGUAUUUUGGAGGGGAGAGUGAAAUCUUUUAACACUUUGAAUAAAUUUAGAGUUUUAUAAAAAUGGA
Messenger RNA from Mesocricetus auratus (golden hamster), 2439 nucleotides. It is a transcript of the gene Rcc1, whose product is annotated as regulator of chromosome condensation 1. The transcript is spliced from 11 exons. NCBI's taxonomy places the organism in Eukaryota, Metazoa, Chordata, Mammalia, Rodentia, Cricetidae. The record is from RefSeq and is a predicted model, not a curated record. Gene Ontology annotation, molecular function: guanyl-nucleotide exchange factor activity. The coding region runs from base 256 to 1560 and encodes 434 amino acids. Gene Ontology annotation, cellular component: cytoplasm.